AUGAUUUCGAAGGAGGAAGAUUACUUCGACAAUGAAUAUUACAAGAUAAAUCUUCAAUUUUUUCGUUUAAUUGGAUUAUGCCAAAAGACGUCAUCUAAGAACAUAAUUCACAUUUGUUUUAUUAAUUUCAUAUUAGCUUUUGCAUUAUUCGAACAGAUGAAAAAAAUUCUUUUUCGUAUCAAGUCUGAUUGGGAUGACCUAGCAAACAAACCAGAACUAGUGAUACUGAAGAAAUAUGCUGAAAUUAGUAGACUUUGUACAUUGACAAUCGCAAUCUCCUUUUAUCUUUAUAUUGUAUUUUUGAUAUUUCCAUCAUUGUUAAGUGUGUGUCGUUAUGUCAGUGGUUCUAUAAAUGAAACGGAAUUAAUAUUACCAGUUCGUGUUGACUCUAUCAUGAACAACCGGAUGCUUUACUACAUCUGGCUUAUAAUCGAAUAUAUAAUAAUAUUAAACGUGGGGAAUGUAGGGAUUGCUAACUAUUCCAUGUUUAUAGUAGUUAUCCAGCAUGCUUGUGCACUUCUCACUAUCGUCCGAUUUAUUGAUUUAUUCAAAUCGUUUUACGAAGCAAUUCAUUUGCUCGAAGAAUUCUUUGGAUUUAUAAUUAUUUUGUUGUUUCAGAUAAUUUCUUUAACUUUUAAUUUGACCGAAGGAUUAACAAAAUUCUUUUUUAUUGUUGGAACUCUUCUUAUAAUGUAUGCUUACUUUUAUCUGGCACAAAAUUUAAUAAAUCACAACGUCAACGUAUUUACAAUAUUCUGUCAAAUUCCAUUUUAUUCGUUAUCUUUGAAGACGCAAAAUUUGUUACUCGUUUUGAUAAUGAGAAGCAUGAGGCCAUGCAAUUUAUCGCUGAUGGGUGCUAUUGCUGUAUCCAAUGAUCUUUUUGCAACGUUCAUGAGUAAGUCAUUCUCCUUUGCUAUGGUAUUGUAUAGCUUGCAAUAA
Molecule: messenger RNA, 939 nt
Organism: Vespa mandarinia (Asian giant hornet)
Lineage: Eukaryota; Metazoa; Arthropoda; Insecta; Hymenoptera; Vespidae
Biological process (GO): sensory perception of smell; detection of chemical stimulus involved in sensory perception of smell
Cellular component (GO): plasma membrane
Molecular function (GO): olfactory receptor activity; odorant binding
Source: RefSeq, a predicted model, not a curated record